This is a messenger RNA of Salvia miltiorrhiza (redroot sage), 1596 nucleotides long. RefSeq lists its product as uncharacterized. The record is from RefSeq and is a predicted model, not a curated record. Lineage: Eukaryota; Viridiplantae; Streptophyta; Magnoliopsida; Lamiales; Lamiaceae. The coding region runs from base 16 to 1596 and encodes 526 amino acids. The transcript has 5 exons.
GCUCACCUUAAUGCUAUGAAUAAGGCCCACCCUCUAGACUGUAGGUACCUGGCCGAGAACAAUUCCUCUCUGGCAUAUAAUGGUCUGUUUCCCCUGUAUCCAGAGAGAUCAAUAGAUAUGUCUUGGAGAUCGAAAUGUGGGGACAAUUUGCCUGACACCCCUUCUCUUGCUGGCCGCGGAGCACAUGGCUCGGGCGGUUCUGCUUCCGGAACAAGUCCCUCAGAGCAACCUGCUGGGUCCGAACUGAUCCCUAUUCCCCCUGUAGUUGAGAUCCCAGAGGGGAAUGUGGAAGCCUCGCGCCCCUUUGAUGCGGAGGAAGUUGAUGCGGGUGCUCUUGUUCACAGGGGGAGGCACUCCAGUGCUGGUGAUGCCGCUGGCACCCGUGAAGAAGAUGUCCAAGUCGUGGAUAUCACCGAUGAGAUUCCUUCACCUGAUUCGGCUCCCGAUGCCACCCUUGCUGAUCUUACGAAGAAGAGGAAGAGAGGUUCCCUGAUCUCUGUGGGUGAGAAGGAGAGACAGGAGGGCCUAAAAAAGGCUGGCAAGUCCUCAGAGCCAGCGAGGAGGUCUGCUGGUGGUGUGAAGAUUCUCACUCCUGCUGGGGACAAAGGCAAAGGGCCAGCGAAGAAGUCAGCUGGUAGUUCCAAGGCUCUCCCCUCUGCCGGUGGAAAGGGUAAGGGCAAAGCUGUGGUGCCCUCGACUGACGAACCAGAGGAUCUUGUUCCUGGGCCGAUUUCGAGUUUAUCGGGGCAGGAAUUGAUUGACGCCUUGAUAGCUCGUGUCCACUCGAAGGACCAAGAGAAAAUGGUGAAGCUGACCCGACCGGCUUUAGCUACUCAGCUCUGCCGGUUGGCUCUUCAGGUGGAGUCGGGGAUGUGGGGGGCUAUUAAGUGCCUCCAUGACUACGAGAUGGCUGAGAAAGAACGGGAGAAGGAACAGGCGGACAUCGCCAAGCGUGAUGAUGAUGUCGCCGGGGUAGUAGAGCGUCUGAGUAAAGCUGAAGCGGAGAUCGCUGAUUUGAAAGAUAAAUUAGCUCAGGUGGAGGUGGAGAGAGCGUCCUUGGCCUCCGAGUUGUCGAGAGCCACAAAGGAGAGCCACGAAAGCUUAGCCAGGUUCAAAGCUGGUUAUGAAAGAGACUACAGGGAAGCCAGGCGGGGUUGGAAGAGGAUACUUGUGGAAGCUCAGAACCGCGCGUUCGUUCUGGGGGCUCGAGAUCAACGCCUGGAGUAUUUCUUGUCUCCGCGGGGUCAACACUUCCUGGGGUUGAUGCUGGAAGGUACUCUGGAGGCUUUCAAAAAGACUCCCGAGUACUUGGCGGAUUUUGGACCCCUCUUUGCUUAUGAUGAGGAGAUAAAUAAGCGGAUGGGGAUCCCUGAGCAUUCUCCAGAGAAGCCAGAGUGGUGGUACCCGGAGGCUGCACCGUUGUUGGAUUUGGGAGUUCGUCUUCCCCAAGCGAAGGAGACUGGCCUGUUGCCCGUGUUCUCAGAGAAAAUCAUUUCGGGUCAUGCUUCUGCAAGUGGUGUUCCUUCCAGGGCUCCCUCUGCCUCUGCUCCCGUCUCCUCUGCUGUUACCCAAGCUGCCCCUGUUCCUCCCUCUUGA